GUGUGUCAGUGUGGAAAAAAUACUUUCACUUUCACUUCAAGUCUCCAUUGAUUUCGUCGCUGCAUUCAGAACAAUAAAAAAAUAGGAGAGAAAAAAAAGAAACAACAUCGCUACAGAAAGGCCUCUCAGGGAAACAGAGGAAGACUUUAGGAAACCCAUGGCCAUGGCGUUUAAGUAUCCGGCUGCGAGAAGAGAUGAGAGCAAGGUCGAUGACUACCAUGGAACUAAGAUCUGCGAUCCCUACACUUGGCUGGAAGACCCUGACAGUCCGGAAACAGUAGCCUUUGUUGAGGAGCAGAACAAACUGACCAUGCCGUACCUGGAGCAGUGUGCUGUCCGGGCUCAGUUCCAUGAGCGGCUCACUGAGCUCUAUGACUAUCCCAAAUACAGCUGCCCUUACAAGAGAGGGAAGAGGUAUUUCUACUUUCACAACAAAGGUCUCCAGAAUCAAGAUGUGCUGUAUGUGCAGGACUCUCUGGAUGGAGCUGCCACCGUAUUCUUUGACCCGAAUGAGCUAUCUGAAGAUGGCACUGUGGCACUGAAGAUGGGCCGUCUGUCUGAGGAGUGUGAAUAUUUUGCAUAUGGUUUGAGCAGCAGUGGUUCCGACUGGGUAACAGUGCGUUUCAUGAAAGCUGAUGACCUCACCCCGCUGCCUGAUGUUCUGGAGAGGGUUAAAUUCAGCUGCUUGGCCUGGACUCACGAUGCCAAGGGCAUCUUUUAUAACUGCUACCCACGCCAGGAAGGCAAAACUGAUGGCACAGAGACCACCUGCAACAUCAAUCAGAAGCUCUACUACCACGUCAUCGGAACCAAACAGUCAGAAGAUAUUCUGGUUGCAGAGUUCCCCGAGCAUCCUAAGUGGCACAGUUCAGUAACUAUAUCAGAUGAUGGUAGAUAUGCUGUUUUGUCCAUCACUGAAGGCUGUGAGCCUGUCAACCAGCUGUGGUACUGUGACCUCCAGCAGCUCCCCGACGGUAUCACAGGCCUGCUGCCAUGGGUCAAACUUGUGGACAACUUUGAUGCCCAGUACUCGUAUGUCACCAAUGAGGAAACUGUGUUCACUUUCCGCUCAAACUUGGAUGCUCCUCGGUACUGUCUCAUCAACAUAGACAUCCAGAAACCAGACAGGCAGCACUGGACUACCCUCAUCCGACAGCACGACAAGGAUGUCCUGGGCUUUGUAUCUUGUGUGAACCAGCACCACCUGCUGGUAAACUACCUCCAUGACGUGAAGGAUAUCCUGCAAGUGUAUGAGUUGUCUACAGGCCAGCUGGUGAGGGACCUUCCCCUGGAUGUUGGCACAGUGUCCGGAGUGAGCUGCAAGAAGAAACACUCUGACGUUUUCUACAAGUUCUCCUCCUUCACUACACCUGGUAUCAUUUACCACUGUGAUUUGAGCAAGUUGAACCCAGAGCCCAGAGUGUUCAGGGAGGUGGAGGUAAAAGGCAUCAAGCAAGAGGACUAUCAGACCAGCCAGGUAUUUUAUCCCAGUAAAGAUGGAACCAAAAUCCCCAUGUUCCUAGUUCAUGCCAAAGGCCUAAAGAAGGAUGGGACUCAUCCUGUCUUCCUUUAUGGCUAUGGAGGUUUUGAGUCUUCCAUACAACCAUACUACAAUGUUGCUUACUUACUGUACGUGAGACACCUGGGAGGGAUCCUGGCAGUCGCCAACAUCAGAGGGGGUGGAGAGUACGGCCUCACCUGGCACAAAGCUGGUACAUUAGGGAACAAGCAGAAUUGCUUUGAUGACUUCCAGUGUGCAGCAGAGCAUCUGAUCCAAGAAAAGUACACCACAGCCAGCCGUAUCGCUAUCAACGGGGCCUCUAAUGGAGGGCUGCUAGUAGCGGCAUGCGUGAACCAGCGUCCAGACCUGUUUGGCUGUGCUGUGGCAGAGGUCGGGGUGAUGGAUAUGUUGAAGUUCCACAAAUUCACCAUCGGCCACGCGUGGACCACCGACUACGGCUGUUCUGACGAACCGGAGCAGUUCAAGUGGCUCAUCAAGUAUUCUCCUCUCCACAAUCUGCCUCAACCUCCUUACUCUGGCCCUCCCUACCCUGCCGUACUGCUUCUGACAGCAGAUCACGAUGAUCGCGUGGUGCCUCUCCACACCCUGAAGUACUGUGCUGCCUUGCAGCACGGAGUUGGCAGCAGCCCUGUGCAGCGUCAGCCUCUGAUGGUCAGGGUGGACACCCGUAGUGGGCACGGUGCAGGGAAACCCACCGCCAAGGCCAUCUUGGAGGACACGCACAUCUUUUCCUUCGUCGCUGAGACACUUGGGCUCAGCUGGAAGGAUUGAGGAGAUAAUGAUGGGAGUUUAAGCAUAUACACAAUGAUCAAGGCUUUUUAAGGGAUGAAUGACUUCUUAUUUUUAUUUUUAAGAAAACACAAUUUAUUGAAAGAAUAUAGUGGUCCAGCUAAAGUGACGAUGUAAAAAAAAAAAAAAAAAAAAAAAAAAAAGGG
Messenger RNA from Micropterus salmoides (largemouth bass), 2457 nucleotides. RefSeq names its product prolyl endopeptidase-like. Bases 158 to 2293 code for a protein of 711 amino acids. Gene Ontology annotation, cellular component: cytosol. The record is from RefSeq and is a predicted model, not a curated record. Gene Ontology annotation, biological process: proteolysis. NCBI's taxonomy places the organism in Eukaryota, Metazoa, Chordata, Actinopteri, Centrarchiformes, Centrarchidae. Gene Ontology annotation, molecular function: oligopeptidase activity; serine-type endopeptidase activity. The transcript has 15 exons.